Messenger RNA from Colletotrichum orchidophilum, 1281 nucleotides. RefSeq lists its product as uncharacterized. Gene Ontology annotation, cellular component: mitochondrion. Gene Ontology annotation, molecular function: NAD(P)HX epimerase activity. NCBI's taxonomy places the organism in Eukaryota, Fungi, Ascomycota, Sordariomycetes, Glomerellales, Glomerellaceae. The coding region runs from base 1 to 1281 and encodes 426 amino acids. The record is from RefSeq and is a predicted model, not a curated record. The transcript is spliced from 9 exons.
AUGUUGAACCUACCACAGAAAUUGUGGGAGGGCAAUCUCGAAUUUGAACUCCACUGGAUCACCGAGAACGGGAACCCGGCUCAGAUAAAGAGCAUGGCUCAGAUCCAGCCAACUGGAAACUCCUUUGAGUCUUGCGCGCCCUUGGAUGUCGCCCUGAUGAGAGCGCGUAACCCCGGCUACAAGGCCAGCGAAGCCGAGAUCGCCCUCAUCCGCAAGCUCUGCGACCGGUGUACCACCUUUUUGACCAUCUGCGGUGGCAUCUUCCCGCUUCUUGAAGCCGGGCUUCUGGCUGGCAAAACGGCAACUUGCCCCCGCAUGAUGGUCGAUGCCAUGAAAAAGAGCGUGCCGGUCGUCGAAUGGGUUGAGACUCGCUGGGCGCAUGACGAAAAGCUGUGGACCUCGAGCUCGUUGCUAAAUGGCACUGACAUGAUGCGGGCUUUUGCUGAGGCUAUCUGGGGAGGAAAUACCGGGUGGGUCGGGACAGUUCUCGAUAUCGGAGGGGGCAUCCCACCGUCAGAAAACGCCCUGGACCCUCCUACACAAGCGAAGCGUCACGGAUACGUCAACAACAUGGCCCUCAGAACUCUUGGUGCAAAGGCUGCUGCGGCCUUGGACAAGGAUCUCAUGAGCACCGGCGCUUUUUCCAUUGACCAGCUUAUGGAACUUGCCGGACUUUCCGUCUCACAAGCAAUCUAUCGUGUUCAUCCUCCCAGCCGAGGGUUGAACAUUCUUGUUGCUUGCGGCCCGGGUAACAAUGGUGGCGACGGCCUCGUGGCUGCUCGACACCUCCGUCACUAUGGCUACAAGCCUACCAUCUACUAUCCCAAACGAAGCAAGAAUGAUUUAUAUCAACGGUUGGCACAGCAGCUGGUCGAUUUGGACGUCCCGUUUGUCGACGAUUUCGUUGCGGCUGUAGAAUCUACCGAUCACAUCGUGGACGCAAUCUUCGGAUUCAGCUUUUCGGGAGAGGUCCGGGAGCCUUUCCCCGCAGUAAUCAAGGCGCUGGAAGAAACAAAGUUGCCGGUAACUUCGGUUGACGCCCCUUCUUCAUGGGAUAUCGAGAGUGGCCCGCCCCCGUCCGGCCCUGGGAGCUCGUUCCAGCCUGAAGUUCUCGUCAGCCUCACAGCACCGAAGCCGUUGGUAAAGCACUUCAAAGGACGCCAUUUCAUCGGUGGGAGAUUCGUAUCGCCGGGUAUUGCUGAGAAAUACAAUUUGGAAAUUCCGCAGUACGAAGGCAUCGACCAGGUGGUGGAGGUUGACAAUAACGGCCAGAAGCUUUGA